Messenger RNA from Lepisosteus oculatus (spotted gar), 3041 nucleotides. It is a transcript of the gene vps4b, whose product is annotated as vacuolar protein sorting 4 homolog B. Gene Ontology annotation, biological process: vacuole organization; endosomal transport. NCBI's taxonomy places the organism in Eukaryota, Metazoa, Chordata, Actinopteri, Semionotiformes, Lepisosteidae. The record is from RefSeq and is a predicted model, not a curated record. Gene Ontology annotation, molecular function: ATP binding; ATP hydrolysis activity.
AAUCACAUGGGUUCAGAAGACGGAAACUCAUGGAGUACAAAUGAAAAGUGAAUUCAUAAUGUUACCGAAACCCAGUCGCUCUCUUAUAUUAUUAAAGUAAAGAAAGUAGUUUUGUGUGUGUGUGUUUUGGUGAAUUCCCUAUAUCGUUAACCCGGCGCACAUGGCUUCCAGUACCAACUUGCAGAGAGCUAUAAGCAUUGCUAACAAGGCCUCUCAAGAAGACAGCGCGGAGAAUUAUGAAGAAGCCAUCCGUCUGUACCAGCAUGCUGUACAGUACUUCUUACAUAUAGUGAAGCGUGAACCCCAGGGCAAAGAAGGCAACCAGAAAAUCAGAGACAAAUGUGCAGAAUACCUGGACAGAGUUGAACAUCUAAAGGAAUACUUAGAGAAAAAAGAGAAAGCUAUAGACCUCGCAAGCAAGGCGGCUCAAGAAGACAAAGCACAAAAUUACGAGGAGGCACUCCGUCUGUACCAGCAUGCAGUACAGUACUUCCUACAUGUAGUGAAAUAUGAGGCUCAGGGAGACAAAGCAAAGCAGAGCAUCAGAGCGAAAUGUGCUGAAUACCUGGACAGAGCCGAAAAGCUAAAGGAAUAUUUGAAGAAGAAGGAGAAGGCUCCAGCAAAGCCCGUUAAAGAGUCCCAAUCUGAUGACAAAGGGAAUGAAAGUGACGAGGGAGAUGAUCCAGAAAAAAAGAAAUUCCAAAAUCAACUCCAAGGGGCCAUUGUUAUGGAAAAGCCAAAUAUCAAAUGGAGUGAUGUCGCUGGUCUCGAGGGCGCAAAGGAGGCACUGAAAGAGGCUGUAAUUCUGCCCAUUAAAUUCCCACACCUCUUCACAGGUAAAAGAACCCCAUGGAGAGGAAUUCUGCUCUUUGGGCCUCCUGGUACAGGAAAGUCCUACUUGGCCAAAGCUGUGGCAACUGAAGCCAACAACUCUACCUUCUUCUCCAUCUCCUCUUCAGACUUGGUGUCCAAGUGGCUUGGUGAAAGUGAAAAGCUGGUGAAGAACCUGUUCCAGCUGGCGCGAGAGCACAAGCCCUCCAUCAUCUUCAUCGACGAGAUCGACUCCUUAUGUGGCUCGAGGAGCGAAAACGAAAGCGAGGCAGCGAGGCGCAUUAAAACGGAGUUCCUGGUUCAGAUGCAGGGUGUUGGAAAUGAUAAUGAAGGAAUCUUGGUGCUGGGAGCUACAAACAUUCCCUGGACACUGGACUCUGCCAUCAGGAGACGGUUUGAGAAACGCAUCUACAUUCCCCUCCCAGAGGAGCACGCCCGAUCCUUCAUGUUCAAGCUGCACCUGGGCUCUACACCCACUAGCCUCAGUGAUUCCGACUUCAUGACUCUGGGCAAGAAAACUGAGGGCUACUCAGGGGCUGACAUCAGCGUUAUUGUGAGGGACGCCCUGAUGCAGCCAGUCAGGAAGGUGCAGUCAGCCACCCAUUUUAAGAAGGUUCGAGGGCCAUCAAGGGAGGACUCUAACAUUCUGGUAGAUGACCUCUUGACCCCAUGCUCUCCAGGAGAUCCAAAUGCUAUAGAAAUGUCCUGGAUGGAUGUACCAGGAGAUAAACUCCUGGAACCUAUCGUUUCUAUGUCUGACAUGACAAGGUCCCUAGCAAACACCAAGCCGACAGUGAAUGAGCAGGACUUGGAGAAACUGAAGAAGUUCACAGAAGAUUUCGGCCAGGAGGGUUAGAACGGAACUGAAAACGAAACAUAACCAAAUGGAUUUGGAGUUUAAAAUCUUUCCAGUCUUUCUUUCCUUUUCCCUCCUCUGGAUGCUUCUGUUGUUUUCAUUCCAAAAUGGUCAGGGUCCCUUUCAGACAUGACUGCUUAUCCAGUCUCAGGAUGAUAGAGGGUCUUUAACUGAAAAUUGUCUGUACUUCUAGUUGUUUUCUGUUGCCAAUAAAGUGAAACAUAAGUCAUUUUCAUAUAUAAAUAAAUAAACCUUACAUGAUUAUGACAAAAAUGGAGACCAUUUAGAAUUACUGGGGUUUUAAGAGUCAAACUGACAAUACAUGCCAUCCUCGUGCUUUAGAUACCAGUGCUUCUCAAGUCUAAUUUAUUAUUGGCCUCAGACGUAUGACCACGAGUACCUGCUGGAAGUCACAUUGCUGUUUUCUUCCAGAGAAGUGUUAGUUUAAGGAAUCGUGUUGAAUGUUGAAUCCCAGUGGAAGCUGUUGUGGCCUAUCUGAGAAACACUACUGUGCGUGGCUGUGUUGUAAUUUUGAUUCAGAGCAGUUGCUUAAGGGGGUGGGACAGAGUCACUUGGUGAGGCUGAACUGGGUUUUCAUUCGUAGUAAGAUGUGGGGCGAGGCAGUGUACUUUUAAUUUAAGGUAUUUUAAUUGUAUGUUUGUUUUUUAUGUUUUCAUCUUCGGUGGUUCACCUGUCAAGCAUGUUUUGUAGUUUUCUAAAUGAGCUUGUGAGGCAUUUUCCAUGCAGUAACUGGUGUGCGCCGAUGUCUUCUCUUUGAGUAAUGGUUAGGAACCUUGGAAGGUUUCUUAUCAUGGCUCAAAGGCAGACAGUCGGGGAACGAAGCUGUGCAUGUGUGAAACUGAGGGCUGAACUAGGACGUGCUCUCACUGUUACCUGUCAUGUCGGGCACUUUUAGUGGCGGCAUAGAACACGUGCCUUUACUAUGGAUUACUACAUCCUUUGUGUUUUUAUUGAACAUUACAGACACCCAAAAUUAAACUUCAUUCUGUGUAUUCCAGACUCGGAUCACUAGGGAAUGAUUUAUUUGAAAUAUGGCAUUUAUUAAAGAUUUGCACAUUUCAUUUUCAACUUUUGAAUAUGAUUGUAUGUCUAUAUGCACUCAGAGGUGUUGGUUUUCUUAAAUACUUUCAGCCUUUAUACAAAAGUCUAUCAGUGUAUAAGUUAGUAGUUUUAUGCAGUUUAUUGCUAGAAAUAUUAAAUUACCAUAUACCUUUAAUGCUCCAUUCUAAUGUAUUCCCUGCAAGGAUCUUUCAUGACUCAAAACAUAAGUUUUGUUUUUUUAUAUUAUUCUUUAAUGCAUAUGUAAAUAAAGCCAUUACCUAUUGAGAACUUA